Molecule: messenger RNA, 1302 nt
Organism: Penicillium canariense
Lineage: Eukaryota; Fungi; Ascomycota; Eurotiomycetes; Eurotiales; Aspergillaceae
Product: Gfo/Idh/MocA family protein
Exons: 3
Coding region: 1-1302 (433 amino acids)
Molecular function (GO): nucleotide binding
Source: RefSeq, a predicted model, not a curated record
AUGUUUCUCUUCGAUAUUAUCCAGCGAACCUACACAGCUAUAUUUCCCCCAACUGCAUCUAAGAAUGAUGAUGCUAUCCGGAUUGGCUUGCUAGGUGCUUCCAAAAUCGCACCAGUCGUGGUGGUGAAUCCGGCUAAGUCGCAUCCGGAUGUCAUCGUGGCCGCCGUGGCUGCUCGAGAUAGCGAGCGCGCGAAACAAUAUGCCAAGACGCACGGCAUUCCUAUCGUGCACUCUUCUUACCAAGCUCUUGUAAACGACCCGUCAAUUGACGCGAUCUACGUGGCUCUGCCAAAUGGCCUGCACUAUGAAUGGGCCCUUCGCUCGAUCCGUGCAGGAAAGCACGUUCUUAUAGAAAAGCCUUCGUGCUCAAAUGCUAUUGAGGCCAGAAAGCUGUUCAACCACCCAUUAGUGACUGCUCAGAAUGCGCCUGUUCUCUUGGAAGCUUUUCACUAUCAAUUUCACCCAGCCUGGCAGACAUUUCUCUCUGAAGUCCGCAGGUUCCCUGGGGCUAUCAAAGAUGUCUAUGCCGGGUUCUUUCUUCCGGCGGGUAUAGUGGGUGUCGAUGAUAUUCGAUUCCAGUAUUCUCUCGCUGGGGGAUGUAUGAUGGAUGUUGGGACCUACCCUCUUUCCUGCGUUCGCCAGAUUAUCGGACGUGAGGCAAUCCUUGAGCCUAUUGACGUAAAAUAUCGUGGAAUAGCUCAUGGGUCAGACGGGAAAUCUGAGAGUCUGCAAAUUGAUGAAGCAAUCGAAGCAAAAUACCGCACGGCAGACUCGAUCAAUGUCCACAUAAGUGGAGACGAAAUGACCAAAGGUGGCCGGCCCUCUUUCCUGCCAGCAUCCUGGACGCGGAACAUGCCGUCUUUGCGGUGGCCAAAGAGCUCUGUCACUUUCGAGCCUGUUCUCGUCGACACGUUGGUUCGCGAGAACAAGAGUCCGCUCCAGCACUUUGUGCAGCGGACUGUGACUCUCUGGAACCCUAUAAUUCCAACUUUCUACCAUCGUAUCGAUAUCUGUGAUCAGCACACUCUGCGUCAGGAGAAUGACAUUGCUAAGACUUGGAGCGAAACGAAUUAUAAGACGGCGUAUAAUUGGCCCGAGGGUGACAAACGCGCUUCAAUAUAUCAAGACUGGUGGACCACAUAUCGCUGUCAAUUGGAAGAGUUUGUGAAUCGGGUGAAGGGUCGUGAGGGCUCCGGCGUGUGGGUGGAUGGGGCGGAGAGUAUUGCGCAGAUGGAGGCUAUCGAUCGAACCUACAAGAAGGCUGGGCUAAAAUUAAGGCCGACUAGUACUUUUGAGCUGUAG